Messenger RNA from Thalassophryne amazonica, 3188 nucleotides. It is a transcript of the gene afap1l2, whose product is annotated as actin filament associated protein 1-like 2. Lineage: Eukaryota; Metazoa; Chordata; Actinopteri; Batrachoidiformes; Batrachoididae. Gene Ontology annotation, biological process: positive regulation of interleukin-8 production; regulation of mitotic cell cycle; positive regulation of DNA-templated transcription. The record is from RefSeq and is a predicted model, not a curated record. Gene Ontology annotation, molecular function: SH3 domain binding; SH2 domain binding. Gene Ontology annotation, cellular component: cytosol. Bases 1 to 2706 code for a protein of 901 amino acids. The transcript is spliced from 19 exons.
AUGAGGGCGGAGUCUGGUGUGGUGCGCUGGUCAAAGCCCCUUCGAGCAGAAGAAACCAGCUCAAAGACAAACAGCAGGAAUGUUUUUAACACUCUUAUCUUUUCAGUGCUGGACCAGCUCCUGGUGGAGCUCCACCGCUUCCUGCUUAUCCUGGACAAAGAGAACCUGAGCGGGAACGCCACCAUCCAGAAGGGCAUGCUGUCUGACCUCCUACAGUCCUACAGAGCUUCCAGCGGUGGUGAUGAAGAGUACAUCUACAUGAACAAAGUUAUUGUUAUUGGAAAGGACAAAGAUGACAAAGAUGACAGAUCAGACGCGCUGGUCAAUGGAAAAGCAACAAAACAUGCCCCCGUCCCACAGAAGAGUCUUCCUGAGCUGCCGCCGCCAAGAAUAGGUUUGGCGGGUCGGGAGCCGUUCUCUUUGCCUGCAGUUCCACCAAGAGUCAGCAUAGACUCUUCUGAGGGUUACUACGAAGAGGCGCAGCCUUAUGAAGAAACUAUAAAUGAUGAUGGGGAGGCUGUCAGCAGCUCCUACGAGUCUUACGAUGAGGAGGAGGUGACCAGGGGAAAGUCACCGUCUGCGCGGCACCAGUGGCCCUCAGCGGAGGCAUCCAUUGAGCUGAUGAAGGACGCUCGGAUCUGUGCCUUCCUGUGGAGGAAGAAGUGGUUGGGUCAGUGGGCCAAACAGCUGUGUGUCAUCAAGGAACAUCGUCUGCUGUGCUACAAAAGCUCCAAAGAGCAAACUCCUCUGCUGGACGUGAGCCUCCUGGGCUGCAGCGUGGUCCACAAGGAGAAGCAGCUGAAGAGGAAGGAGCACAAGCUGAAGAUUGUUCCGGUUGGAGGUGAGGCCAUCGUACUGGGCCUUCAGAGCAAGGAGCAGGCGGAGCAGUGGCUGAAGGUGAUCCAGGAGAUUAGCCCCAAGCCAGCAGAGAACUGUGACCUCCAGCAAUCCGUGUCUGAUUCACCAAGGCUCAUCUGCACUAAGGGAGAGCUGAGUGACAGAUUCUCAGUGGUGUCAGAAAGCGGCAGCAGCACAGACAGCCACGUCGAAACUCCGGAAAACAAAGAUGUGAAGAAAAAAUAUAGCGCGGGUCUGAAGUUCAGCAACUUGAUGAACAUCGGCAAGAAGAAAGUGUCGUCGUUAGAGAGCCCAGAGAAGUGUGUAGACACCUCAGGUUUCCUCAAUGUCCUCGUCAACAGUCAGUGGCGGACAUGCUGGUGUCUCAUCAAGAAUGGACAGCUGUGGUUUUACUUGGACAAGAGCAAGACCAAAGUGAGCCAGCCGGCCGUGACCCUGGAGGGCUGCAGUGUGGUGAUGGACCCCAGCCCCGAACACCUCUACUCCUUUAGGAUCAACAUGGAUGGAACGCAGCUGGCAACCCUAGAGGCGAAGACUUCAGCAGACAUGGGCCACUGGUUGGGCCUCCUCCUGUCUCAGACCGGGUCCAAAACUGACCCGGAGGAGCUGAAUUAUGACUAUGUGAACUCUGAGAGGAUCUCAAGCAUUGUAAAUGCAGCCAAUGCUUCCUUAUCCUUGAUGCAGAGGAGGUAUUCUGAGCCAAACACCUACAUAGAUAACCCGCCCACCGCGUCUCAUAACUCUGAUGAGCUGUACGACGAUGUGGCUUCAAUAGGAGCAGAUCCAGAGGAUGGUGAGGAGAGCGGCCUACCAGAAGGGGAAGAAACCCUUCAGGAUCACCAUGAAACAUGCACACAGGAUACCAGGGAUACAGGGACACAACAGAAUGGUGGAAACAAAGUUUAUCUGGAUCUAGUCCCUGUGCACUCUUUUCUCCAUACAAGCUGUGCAACUAAAGUCCCCUCUGCCAAAGAAGAUUCUACACAAUCCCCUGUUUCUGCAGAACUGGAGCCCCCGCAACAGAUUAGAGAGGUCUAUUCAGCAAAUGUUUCUGAACCAGAGGUAGCGCCUGUGGCAAACAGCACCACAAGCAAAUCUGAGCAAGAGCGCCCCCUCUCUCCCAGUCCACUGCAGGCACAAACACAUCUGAAAACCUCCUCCCAAAGCUUGGAUUCCCCUCACAGAGUAAAUGUAGGAACUCCACAGGGCUUCAGUCCCUCUGGGGGCCAGAACCAUAAAGCCAUCCACAGCCCACAACCGCCUCGAGGGAGAAGCACCAGCAGUGGAGAGUCCGUCGGGUCUUCCAGUGCAGUUGAAGUGAAAUUAGGCAAAAACCGCACAGAAGCUGACAUGCGACGCUACAUUGAUGAGCGCGACCGUCUGGAGAAAGAGAGGGAGGACGUGAGGAGCAAUCUGGCCAGCCUGAAGAAGGAGAGAAGGGAGGCCAAGGAGGAGCUGAGCGUCUGUCAAGAUCCCAAGCAGCACGCCUCACUGGAGGCCAUCCUGAAGGAGAAGGAGGAGGCGUGUCGCGCGGCCGAGCGCGACAGGGUCGAAGUGGAGCUUCGACUGGUCGAAGUAAAGGAGAGUCUAAAGAAAGUGGAGUCGGGGCCUUUUACACUGGGAACCACACUGGACAGCAGUCUCCAGGACACACCUGAGAAUAAAGCGGUGAACCUGCCUGUUUCCCAGAUGUCCUCAUCCCAAACAUCCAGUAGCGGUGUGAGUGUAGAAUCCUUCUCCCCCGUCAACUCUGCUUCUGCACUGAAGAACAGACCCACCUCCAUCAUGGCUACUAAAGGCAACGUCCUGCAGAAAGCUAAGGAGUGGGAGAAGAAAUCCACCAGCUAGGAGGAGCUCUACAUACCCUCUGAUCCAUUGUGACCUUAGAGGUCAACCCAUUUUUUCAGCAUAGUUGCUGUGCACUUCAAGACCCUCCUCAGCAAGGAGACAUUUUUAAUUUCAAGAUGUUGUUCUGUGGAUCACUCAGAACUUCUUGCCAAGAAAAAAAAGUAAAUCACAAGCACAGUCUCCUCCAUUACCACUGGAUCGGUUUAUUUUUCAGUGACUAUUCAACUUCUUCCCUCUAUUUACAAAUUGAGGAAUUUAAUAUCGUAGCAUGUUGGACAGUGUAGCAUUGUUCUUUAAAAUAAUGUGCAAACUGUGCAUUUCAACACCACAAGUACCCGACAGCAGAUUUGGCCACUUUGUACAUUUCACAUUCUACCUUGGUUCAUAUAUGCUGGUAGCCAAGAUGUAAAUAUAUUGACAGCAUUAUUCAGCCUUUAGGUUGUAUUGCUAGCUAAAACUGCACUUUUGAGUCAAAUAAAAAA